Molecule: messenger RNA, 5257 nt
Organism: Argentina anserina (silverweed cinquefoil)
Lineage: Eukaryota; Viridiplantae; Streptophyta; Magnoliopsida; Rosales; Rosaceae
Exons: 15
Coding region: 171-5147 (1658 amino acids)
Biological process (GO): recognition of pollen; protein phosphorylation
Molecular function (GO): ATP binding; protein kinase activity
Source: RefSeq, a predicted model, not a curated record
GUCUGCCAUGACUUUGGAAGCCUUGGCAGAGUUGUCAUAGAUUUUUCUUAAUUACCUUGUAUAAGCGAAGUUCUGUGUGGACAAGGUGCCUUACUACUUUAAUUAGCAGCUAUCCUUGUGAAACAGAAAAUUAUUGAGAUUGUUCUUCUGCGAAACAUUUUUACGUAGAGAUGUUGCAACUGGGUUUGUUUUUCUUAUUCAUCUUUAGUUUGCUUCCGUUACAGUAUGGCGUGGAAGUACAUAAAAUAACUCAUUCACAUCCAUUAGCAGUGGGACAAACUCUCAUCUCUCCUGGUCUAAUAUUCGAAUUAGGCUUCUUCAGUCCAAACAAUUCUGCUAAUAAGUAUGUGGGGUUGUGGCACAGAAGUAUAUUUCCUCGUAAAUAUGUAUGGGUGGCUAAUAGAGCAAGUCCUCUUGCAGCUACAGACACCUUGGCUACUUUGGUAUUUAGCAGCAAUGGGAAUCUGGAGCUCGUAGAUGGCAAACAGAAUUAUGUCUGGUCAGCCAAUAUCUCUAAUUGUUCAUCCGCCGUUCUCUUAGAUGAAGGAAACUUUGUUGUCAAAAAUGUUACAGGAGCUGUUAUGUGGGAGAGUUUUAAUAAUCCUAGUGACACACUACUUCCUAACAUGUUGUUGGGAUAUGAUAGAAGUUCUGGUAAACAGAAUUUCUUGACAUCUUGGAAAAGUAAAAUUGAUCCAUCACCGGGGAUAUUCUUGGGAGGACUGUCAGAAGAUUUGCCAGCGCAGGUGUUCGUUUGGAUUAAUGGAUCUACUCCCCGCUGGAGAGGUGGCCCAUGGGAUGAAUCAAAGUUUAUUGGUAUACCUUGGAUGAAUUCUCAGUAUCAAAGUCCAGGUCGUCUGGUUGAUAACGAGACACAAGGAUCAAGGUAUUUCUCCUACAGUUUUGAUAGAUUUCCAGGUGACAAUGUCCUUGGAUAUAUUGACAUAUCUUCAGAAGGAAUAAUGACACCUUUUCUUUCAGAAAGUGGCAAGACGUACUGGUCUCUUGACGAGGACGCAUCGGAAAACCCAUGUGACAUUUAUGGUUCUUGUGGAUCGUUUGGGGUUUGCAGAGCUUCUGAAUCUCCAAUCUGCAAGUGUUUGAAAGGGUUUAAACCCAAAUCAAAUGAGGAAUGGAGAAAAAGAAACUGGACCCAAGGUUGUGUGAGACGAACAAACUUGUCUUGUGAGACGCACACAAAUAGAUCAGAUGGUUUUUUUAUGAUGGAAAGAUUGAAAGUACCUGAUUUUCAUGAAUAUCUGAAUUCUGUGGCGGUGGACAAGAUUGAGGACUGCAAAAUAGAGUGCCUUGACAAUUGUUCUUGCCUGGCUUAUUCUUAUGUUAAUAACAUAGGGUGUUUGGUCUGGUUCAAAGACCUUAUUGAUAUUCAGCAGUUUUCAUCUUUUGGAGAAGAUCUUUAUGUCCGCCUAGCAGACUCAGAACUAGGUGAAGGAAAUCCAAUUAAACUCAUUGCCAGCCUUACAGCUAUUGGAUUUAUGAUCAUCUUGGUGGGUGUAGUCUUCAGUUUGCACAGAUGGCGAGCUAACCAAAAGCGGUCAUUCACAACAUCAGGAUACAUGAAAUCAACAACACAGCACUUGGAACAGAGAGAUGGCCUUCGAGAAUAUAUAGGAAAACAUGAUUUUGCAGAGCUAAAGAUAUAUGAUUUUCAUAGCCUAUUAAUUGCCACAGACAACUUCAGCAUCACAAACAAACUCGGGCAAGGAGGCUUUGGCCCAGUUUACAAGGGGAUGCUACCCGAAGGGAAGGAAAUAGCAGUAAAGAGACUAUCUAGUGGCUCAGGACAAGGUGUCGAAGAGUUCAAGAAUGAGAUGUUGUUGAUCUCCAAUCUCCAACACAAAAACCUUGUUCGGAUGAUGGGUUGCUGUGUUAAAGAGGAUGAGAAGUUAUUAAUUUACGAAUUCUUGCCAAACAAAAGCUUGGACACUUUUCUAUUCGAUCCGAUGAAGAGAGCAGUGCUUGAUUGGGCUACACGCUUUAAUAUUAUUCAUGGUAUUGUUAGCGGGCUUCUCUAUCUCCAUCGUGACUCUCAUGUGAAGGUGAUACAUAGAGAUUUAAAAGUAAGUAACAUUCUCUUGGAUGAGAAAAUGAGUCCUAAAAUUUCAGAUUUUGGAUUGGCACGCAUAGUUCAAGAAAAACAAAGUUCGGAAAAUACUCAGAAAGUUGUUGGAACACGUGGCUAUAUGUCUCCGGAGUAUGCCAUGGGUGGGAUAUUUUCUGAGAAGUCUGAUGUCUACAGCUUUGGAGUUUUAGUACUGGAGAUUGUUAGCGGGAAGAAGAAUACUAGCUUCUGUUUACAUAACACACAACAAGGCUUUCUAGCCUAUGCAUGGAACUUGUGGAAUGAAGGCAGGACACUGGAACUAGUAGAUGAAGUAUUAUGUGAUCUAUAUUCCUCAUCAGAAGUAAUGACAUGCGUGCAUGUUGGGCUUCUUUGUGUACAAGACAAUGCUGCGGAUAGACCAACCAUGGUGGACGUAGCUUCAAUUCUAAGUAGCGAGAAAGAUGAUCCACAACCUAAGCGGCCUGUAUUCACUAUCCAAAACUCAGCUUAUCAUCCUCAACCACACUCUGAGAAUACUAAUUCCUCCAAAAACGAAGCUAGCAUUACUAUGAUUGAAGGACUGCAAAGUUUCAAUCUUUUACAUCAAGUUCUACUGGGUUUUAUUCCAGCUAUCUGUCAUGAUGUUGAUGGUGGGUUUAUGUAUGGCGUGGAAGUAUAUAACAUAACUCCUUCACACCCAUUAGCAGAGGGACAAACUGUAGUCUCUCCUGGCCUAAUAUUCGAAUUAGGCUUCUUCAGUCCAAACAAUUCUGCUAAUAAGUAUGUGGGGUUGUGGCACAAAAGUUUAUUUCCUCGUAAAUAUGUAUGGGUGGCUAAUAGAGUAAGUCCUCUUGCAGCUACAAACACUUUGGCUACUUUGGGAUUUGGCAGCAAUGGGAACUUGGAGCUUGUAGAUGGCAAGCAGAGUUAUGUCUGGUCAGCUAAUAUCUCUAAUUGUUCAUCUGCAGUUCUCUUAGAUAAUGGAAACUUUGUUGUCAAAAAUGUCAUGGGAGAUGUUAUGUGGGAGAGUUUUAAUAAUCCUAGUGACUCACUACUUGCUGGUAUGUUGUUGGGAUAUGAUAGAAGUUCUGGUACACAAAAUUUCUUGUCAUCUUGGAGAAGUGAAAAUGAUCCAUCACCGGGGAUAUCCUUGUUCGGACUGUCAGCAGAGUUGUCGGCGCAAUUGUUCAUUCGAAUUAAUGGAUCUACUCCCCACUGGAGAAGUGGGCCAUGGGAUAAAUCAAAGUUUAUUGGUAUACCCACCAAGAAUUCUCAAUAUCAAAAUCCAGCUAGUCUGGUUGAUAAUGAGACACAGGGAACAAGGUAUUACUCCUUUAGUUUUGAUAGUUUUCCAGGUUUCAUUGGAUAUGUAGACAUAUCUUCAGAAGGAAUAGCGAGAACUUUUGUUUCAGAAAGUGGCAAGAACUGGUAUCUUGGAUGGGACUCAUUGUUAAACCCUUGUGACGUUUAUGGCGCAUGUGGACCGUUUGGAGUUUGCAAAGCUUCUGAAUCUCCACUCUGCAAGUGUUUGAAAGGGUUUAGACCCAAGUCAAAUGAGGAAUGGAGAAAAGGAAACUGGACCCAAGGUUGUGUGAGACGAACAAACUUGUCUUGUGAGACGCCUCCUAAUGUAUCAGUCUCAACAAAAGGAAAGGAUGGGUUUUUUAAGAUGGAAAGAUUAAAAGUACCCGAUUUUCAUGAAUACGUCAGUUCUGUAUCUGUAGACAUGUUUGAGGACUGCAAGAUAAAGUGCCUGAACAAUUGUUCUUGCCUUGCGUUUUCUUAUGUUAACAACAUCGGGUGUUUGGUCUGGUACAAGGACCUUAUUGAUAUUCAACAGUUUCCAUCUCUUGGAGAAGAUCUUUAUGUCCGCCUGGCAGAGUCAGAACUAGGUAAAGAAAAGCCAAUAAAGUUAAUUGGCAGCCUUACAGCUAUUGGAUUUAUGAUCAUCUUGGUGGCUGUAGUCUUCAGUUUGCACAGAUGGCGGGCUAACCAAAAGCGAUACAUCAAAUCAACAGCACAACGCUUGGAACAUAGAGUCGAUCUUCGAGAAUAUAUAGGAAAACAUGAUUUUGCAGAGCUAAAGAUAUAUGAUUUUCAUAGCAUAUUAAUCGCCACAGACAACUUCAGCAUCACAAACAAACUCGGGCAAGGAGGCUUUGGCCCAGUUUACAAGGGGAUGCUACCCGAAGGGAAGGAAAUAGCAGUAAAGAGACUAUCUAGUAGUUCAGGACAAGGUGUCGAAGAGUUCAAGAAUGAGAUGUUGUUGAUCUCCAAUCUCCAACACAAAAACCUUGUAAGGAUGAUGGGUUGCUGUGUUAAAGAGGAUGAGAAGUUAUUGAUUUACGAAUUCUUGCCAAACAAAAGCUUGGACACUUUUCUAUUCGAUCCUCUGAAGAGAACAGUGCUUGAUUGGACAACGCUGUUUAAUAUUAUUCAGGGUGUUGCUAGAGGGCUUCUUUAUCUCCAUCAUGAUUCCUAUGUGAAGGUGAUACAUAGAGAUUUAAAAGUAAGUAACAUUCUCUUGGAUGAAAAUAUGAACCCAAAAAUUUCAGAUUUUGGAUUGGCACGUAUGGUUGAAGAAAAACAAAGUCUAGAAAAUACUCAGAAGGUUGUUGGAACACGUGGCUAUAUGUCUCCGGAGUAUGCCAUGAAUGAAAUCUUCUCGGAAAAAUCUGAUGUCUACAGCUUCGGUGUCUUGGUACUGGAGAUUAUAAGCGGCAUAAAGAACACCAGCUUUUAUUUAUAUGACCAACAUCUAAGCUUCCUUGCUUAUGCAUGGAAGCUUUGGAAUGAAGGCCGGGGACUGGAGUUGGUGUCGGAUGUCGUAUUGAGUAAUUCAUAUUCUUCGAAUGAAGUACUGAAAUGCAUGCAGAUUGGUCUUUUGUGUGUGCAAGACAGUGCUACAGAUCGGCCUACCAUGGCGGAUGUUGCUUCUUUGCUGAGUAGUGACAUAAGUGGUCCGCAGCCGGUGAGGCCUGUAUUCACCAUCCAAAACUCAGUUCCUCAGUCACAACCUAAGUUUGAAAAUACUAGUUCCUCCACAAAUGAAGCUACCAUUACAAUGAUUGAAGGACGAUAAGUGUUAGUAAACUGUUUGCUCUAGCAUGAUGCCUUUUAUGUCAAGAAAUUAUAUAUAUGUAUAUCAAUGUAUUCCCGCUUUACACUAGUUUCAGUAGUUUGACGUUUGAA